ACCAUAGUGAGUGAAGGGUUGCUCUCCACAGAUGAAGAGUGGUGGACCAAGAUGAAUGAGGGGCGGAGGUUCCCAGGCGGGGAAAAGUGGCCGGCCAUGAAUGCAGUGACUUAUGAUGAUGUACAUGUUGACUUCACUUGGGAAGAGUGGGCUCUGCUGGAUCCUUACCAGAAGAGUCUCUACAAAGAUGUGAUGCUAGAGACCUACAGGAACCUCACUGCUAUAGGCUACAAAUGGGAAGAUCAUAAUAUUGAAGAACAUUGUCAAAGUUCUAGAAGACAUUUAAGGUAAUUUUCAUGUGCAAGCUAAUACAAAUAUGCCUCAGAAGAAAUAUUAGGUGUCUGGAAGUUCUAAAGAAAGUAACAGUGUAAAUAAGCCCAGCUUCCUGAUCCAGCUGGGACCUCCUGUUCCCCUAAGCUCUC
Peromyscus maniculatus bairdii (prairie deer mouse) is the source of this 422-nucleotide messenger RNA. NCBI's taxonomy places the organism in Eukaryota, Metazoa, Chordata, Mammalia, Rodentia, Cricetidae. The record is from RefSeq and is a predicted model, not a curated record.